AUGGACUCGCAUAGAACCAAAACAUCAGCUGCGUCUGAUACAGCUACGCAGUGUGCUAGUGGUGUUACCACACCGGAUGUUUUCGCGGAAGAGAAGGAACAGCAGCAGUACAAACAGGAUAUGGAGGAGGUCAGAUCUACUCACGACGAUGCAACCAACAAAAUUCAAGAGGAGUAUCCUAGUGGCAUGCGGCUAGUUCCCAUCUUGAUCGCUGUACUAUGUGCAGUAUUCCUUACUGCUCUGGACAUGACCAUCAUUGGCACUGCUAUUCCCAAGAUCACCGAUGAAUUCCAGGGCCUCAACAUGGUCUCUUGGUAUGGCUCCGCGUACUUCAUGACAUUUGGUGGUUUCCAAUCCGCAUCUGGUAAAUUCUACCGUUACUUUCCGCUUAAGUGGUCGUUCCUCGGGGCCAUCUUCGUCUUUGAGAUUGGAAGCUUGGUCUGUGCCGUGGCUCAGAACUCUACAACGUUCGUCGUGGGUCGCGCAAUCGCUGGUGUCGGCUCUGCCGCUGUAGUAACGGGUGCGUUCACUAUGGCUGCAUUGUCUGCCGAGCCAAAACGACGACCAGCUCUUAUGGGCCUUGUUGGUGCAGUAUACGGUCUAUCUAGCGUCGUCGGUCCGCUUUUGGGAGGUGUCUUUGCAGACACGACCCCACCGCAAGUCGUCGUCGUCAAAGCGACUUGGAAAGAGAAGUUUUUGCAAAUGGAUCCUCUCGGCAUCGCACUUGUCAUGGGUGGCAUCGUCGCGUACAUCCUGGCACUCGAGAACGGUGGCCAGAAGAAGCCUUGGGGCAGCAGUCUUGUCAUCGGCCUAUUGGUAGGCUUCGUGGCCAUUCUCGUCACCUUCAUCGUAUGGGAGAUCUUCAAUGGCGAGCGCUCGAUGCUUCCACCCCGUCUUCUCCGCGAGCGCACCCUAUGGCAGCCAUCCGCUUUCAUCUUCUUCUAUUCGUCAGCGUAUCUUGUACUACUGUACUAUCUGCCGAUCUACUUCCAGAGCGUUGACAACCGAAGCGCAAUCAACUCGGGUGUACUCAACCUUCCUUUGGUCCUCGCAAUGGUGAUAGGCAGCAUCAUUAGUGGCGGUGUUGUAUCGAAGACGGGCUACGCUGCGCCUUUCAUGAAUGCAGGUGCUAUCCUAGCGACUAUCGCUACUGGUCUGAUGUAUACGUUUGACAUCGGCACUGGACUAGGCAAAUGGAUAGGAUACCAGGCUCUUUAUGGUAUCGCAGUGGGCUUGGGCUUUCAGAUGGCCAUCAAUACAGCUCAGGCCAACGCAACGAUAAAGGACAUGUCCUCGGCGACGGCAACAGUCUUUUUUUUUCAAACCAUCGGCGGCGCAUUCUCAUUGACCGCUGCCCAGUCCGGCUUCGUAAAUCGCAUGAUUACCACGCUUGCGAUCACAGCACCAAACGUGGAUCCGCAAGCGGUAAUCGGAACUGGAGCUACUCAGCUUCGACAGACAUUCAGUACCGAAGAUAUACCGGGCAUUGUGGUGGCAUACAUGGCAGGAAUAAAAGUCGCACUCGCUAUUGCGAUCGCUUUGGCGGGUGUAGCGGUCCUAGCUGCCGCACUUACACCCUUCAAGAAGCUCAACAUGGAGAAGGUUCAGGCCGGAGCUGCGUAA
Alternaria postmessia is the source of this 1623-nucleotide messenger RNA. RefSeq lists its product as uncharacterized. The record is from RefSeq and is a predicted model, not a curated record. The transcript is spliced from 5 exons. Lineage: Eukaryota; Fungi; Ascomycota; Dothideomycetes; Pleosporales; Pleosporaceae. Gene Ontology annotation, biological process: transmembrane transport. Gene Ontology annotation, molecular function: transmembrane transporter activity. The coding region runs from base 1 to 1623 and encodes 540 amino acids.